AUGGCUCCAUUAGUUAGAAACUACCGAUUCUUGAUCGGUGCGUUUGCCGUGAUGAUGUUAUUUUUUCUGAUCAAGACAUCUACCACAGCUGGCCCCUCUAUGGAUAUUGCUAGGAAUGUUGCUGGUACUGUUAAUCGUCCAGAAACACCUCCAGAUGUUUCAACUUUACCAGUUUCGAAUAAUCCAGGAUAUAUUUCUGAUCCAAAGACAGAUAAUACUAACUCAGAAGUUGCUGAUGCAGUCAAGUCUCAAACCGAACAAGCUGCAAAUACUGCUAGUAAAGGUUCUACUAAAUGUGGUAAGGAUCACCAAUAUGUUGUAAUGAUUGAUGCUGGUUCAUCAGGUUCCAGAGUUCACGUUUAUGAAUUUGAUGUAUGUUCUCAACCACCUGCUUUAAUAGAUGAGACUUUCGAGAUGUUAAAACCUGGUUUAUCCUCAUUUGAAAAUGAUCCAGUUGGAGCUGCUAAAUCUUUAGAUCCAUUAUUAGAGAUUGCUUUGAAAGCUGUUCCUGAAUCAAAGAGAAGUUGCACACCAGUUGCAGUUAAAGCUACAGCCGGUCUUAGAAAAUUAGGUGAAGCCGCAAGUAUUAAGAUUUUAGAUCAAGUUAGAGUUCAUUUAGAGACUAAUUAUCCAUUUGCUGUUGUUGAUGGUGAUGGUGUUUCUAUUAUGGAUGGUGCUGAAGAAGGUGUAUACGCAUGGAUUACAGUAAAUUAUUUAUUAGGUAAUAUUGGUAAUAGCGAAAAAUUAGAUACUAGUGCUGUAUUUGAUUUAGGUGGUGGUUCAACUCAAAUUGUAUUUGAACCAACAUUUGCGUCAAAUGAAAAGAUGGUUGAUGGUGAAUAUAAAUACGAUUUAUCCUUUGGUGGCCAUGAUUAUACAUUAUAUCAAUUUUCUCAUCUUGGUUAUGGUUUAAAUGAAGGUAGAAAUAAAAUUAAUAGUUUAUUAGUUUUAGAUGCAAUUAAAAAGGGUAAAAUUAUUCAAGGUGAUAAAUCUACCAUUUUUGAAUUAACAUCACCAUGUUUACCACCAAAUAUUACAAAUGAAAAAGUUAAAGUUGUAUUAGAUGAUAAAUCAGCUUAUUUUGUUACAUUUAGUGGUCCAAAAGUUGCAGCUGGUGCUCAAUGUAGAUAUUUAGCAGAUCAAGCCUUACAUAAAGAUGCUGCAUGUACUCAACCACCAUGUUCAUUUAAUGGUGUUCAUCAACCAUCAUUGGUUCGUACUUUCAAAGAGACUAAUGAUCUUUAUAUGUUUUCAUUUUUUUAUGAUAAGACACAUUCUUUAGGUAUGCCAUUAUCCUUUACAUUAAAUGAAAUGAUGGAUUUAACAAGAAUGGUUUGUAAUGGUGAAGAAGUUUGGGAGAGUGUCUUUAGUAACAUUGGUGAUUCUUUACAAACUUUAAAAGAUAAUCCAAAUUUCUGUCAAGAUUUAUCUUUUGAAGUUUCAUUAUUACAUACAGGUUAUGAUAUUCCAUUACAUAGAGAAUUAAAAACUGGAGAAGAUAUUGAUGGCAAUCAACUUGGUUGGUGCCUAGGUGCAUCUUUACCAUUAUUAGAAAGCGAUAACUGGAAAUGUGGUGUCUCCAAGGUUCAAUAA
Maudiozyma saulgeensis is the source of this 1593-nucleotide messenger RNA. NCBI's taxonomy places the organism in Eukaryota, Fungi, Ascomycota, Saccharomycetes, Saccharomycetales, Saccharomycetaceae. The record is from the annotation of a GenBank genome assembly.